AUGGCCGCCAUGCACUCGGGAGGUCUGCACGUGACAGCAGAGGGCUCGUACAUGGCCGCGUUCUCGGGAGGUUUGCACGUGACAGCAGAGGGCGAUAUCGUCUCUAUUGAUCAUUUACGGAAAAUCAGGAAGAACAAAGUACAAAAAAUUAUAUAA
Arabidopsis thaliana (thale cress) is the source of this 156-nucleotide messenger RNA. RefSeq lists its product as uncharacterized. Bases 1 to 156 code for a protein of 51 amino acids. The record is from RefSeq and is marked reviewed. Lineage: Eukaryota; Viridiplantae; Streptophyta; Magnoliopsida; Brassicales; Brassicaceae. The transcript has a single exon.